Messenger RNA from Artibeus jamaicensis (Jamaican fruit-eating bat), 4006 nucleotides. RefSeq names its product zinc finger protein 235 (gene ZNF235). The record is from RefSeq and is a predicted model, not a curated record. Gene Ontology annotation, cellular component: nucleus. The transcript has 5 exons. Bases 311 to 2551 code for a protein of 746 amino acids. NCBI's taxonomy places the organism in Eukaryota, Metazoa, Chordata, Mammalia, Chiroptera, Phyllostomidae. Gene Ontology annotation, molecular function: RNA polymerase II cis-regulatory region sequence-specific DNA binding; DNA-binding transcription factor activity, RNA polymerase II-specific. Gene Ontology annotation, biological process: regulation of transcription by RNA polymerase II.
UAACCCCGCGUCCUAGCGAUAUAUGUGUUUGCCUCGGCGUGGAAUGAGCAGUGACUAGGUCCUCUCUCCUGAGCAAGGUAAGCCGCGGCCAGCGGGCAGCGGCAGAGUGCGGCCAUGGAGACGACGGCGAUGUGCAUCCGCUCGGCUGAGCCUACCGAAUCUGGGGCGGGCUUGUGUGAGAAAGGGGCACCUUUGUGCUCCCAUGAAGUGCCAAGUGGACUAGCAGCAUCCCUAGCAUCUCUCACGAUGGCUUUCCCUUCCCAGUUCUGCAUCCAGAACUCUGCCUUUCCCCGAAACGAAGAGGAGAAAAAUGACCAAGUUCCAGGAGGCGGUGACGUUCAUGGACGUGGCUGUGGUCUUCACGGAGGAGGAGCUGGGGCUGCUGGACUCCGUCCAGAGGAAGCUGUACCGGGAUGUGACCCUGGAGAACUUCCGGAACCUGGUUUUAGUGGGGCAUCAGUCCUGUAAACCUGAUAUGAUAGCCCAGUUGGAGAGAGAGGAAAAGCUUUGGAUGACGGAAAUCCAAACACUAAGAGGCGGACAUUCCACAGAGAGCUCUGCAGCGGGAGUCCCUCAAGGAGGCAGGUAUGAAAAUGAGCUGGAGAUUCUUCAUGAAGCAGGAGUAAGAUGCCUUUCAUUAGGAGAGCUUUCAUGCUGGCAAAUCAAGAGUCAUGUUGUGAGUAAAUUAACAAAAAGUCAAGAGUCCAUGAUACACGUUGAAGAAAAGAUGUUCUCCAAACCACCUAAUUCCCCCUGUCAGGUGGGAACAGGAAUAUUCAUGCAGGACAAUGUGGACGACAGCUGUGUAAUGACUCUUACAGAGAAUCAUUCUAGUAUUAAUGAAUAUCAAGGAUUUCCAACAAGGAGAGCUCAGAAUUCUUGGAAUAAAACAUAUCUGAACGAGACACAGAAUUAUCAGGGAAGUUGUAAGCAGAUACUAAUGAAAAACAAGUUCUGUGUAUUUGUUCCACAGGCUAACAUCUUCAGUUACAAUUCUUACCCCUCUGAUGAUGAUGCAGCACACAAGAGAGAUCACGCCCACAGUAAAGAAGAUUGUGGUGAGGACAUCGCAAAGGUGUCCCCUCUUGUCCAGUUCAGUGUAUUCCACACAGGACAGAAAACCUACCAGUGUAAUGAAUGUGAAAAAGCAUUCGGUGAUGGCUCCAGUCUUGAGGUCCAUCAGCAAGAACACUUGGAAAAGAAGUUCCUUUCACACAGUACACAUCAGGAUACCAGGUACAACUCAGCCAUUCCUGUUCAACAACAUGUUCACACAGGGAAAAAACGCUAUUGGUGUCAUGAGUGUGGGAAGGGUUUUAGUCAGAGCUCAAACCUGCAGACUCAUCAGAGAGUUCACACAGGGGAGAAACCGUAUUCGUGCCUAGAGUGUGGUAAGAGCUUUAAUCAGACCUCCCACCUUUAUGCUCACUUGCCUAUUCACACAGGGGAGAAACCUUAUAGAUGUGACAGUUGUGGGAAGGGCUUCAGUCGUAGCACAGAUCUGAACAUUCACUGCAGAGUUCACACUGGAGAGAAACCUUAUAAAUGUGAGAUCUGUGGAAAGGGCUUCACUCAGAGAUCACACCUUCAGGCCCACGAGAGAAUCCACACUGGAGAGAAACCCUAUAAAUGUGCAGAUUGUGGUAAACGCUUCAGUUGUAGUUCAAAUCUCCAUACCCAUCAGAGAGUGCACACUGAAGAGAAACCGUACAAAUGUGAGGAGUGUGGGAAGUGCUUCAGUUUGAGCUUUAAUCUCCAUAGUCAUCAACGAGUCCACACGGGAGAGAAACCAUAUAAAUGUGAAGAGUGUGGUAAAGGCUUUAGCUCAGCCUCGAGUUUCCAGAGCCAUCAGAGAGUUCACACAGGGGAGAAACCAUUUCGAUGCAAUGUGUGUGGUAAAGGCUUUAGUCAGAGUUCAUAUUUUCAAGCCCAUCAAAGAGUCCACACUGGAGAAAAACCCUACAAAUGUGAGGUGUGUGGGAAGCGCUUCAAUUGGAGCUUGAAUCUUCACAAUCAUCAGAGAGUCCACACAGGAGAGAAGCCAUAUAAGUGUGAAGAGUGUGGGAAAGGUUUCAGUCAGGCCUCAAAUCUUCAAGCUCAUCAGAGUGUCCACACUGGGGAGAAGCCAUUCAAAUGUGACGCGUGUCAGAAGCGAUUCAGUCAGAGUUCACAUCUUCAAGCCCAUCAGAGAGUCCACACUGGAGAGAAACCAUAUAAGUGUGACACCUGUGGUAAGGCCUUCAGCCAGAGGUCAAAUCUUCAAGUCCAUCAGAUCAUUCACACCGGGGAGAAACCAUUUAAAUGUGAGGAGUGUGGGAAAGAAUUCAGCUGGAGUGCUGGGCUCAGUGCUCAUCAGAGGGUCCACACAGGAGAGAAACCCUAUACGUGUCAACAGUGUGGGAAGGGCUUUAGUCAGGCAUCACAUUUUCACACACAUCAGAGGGUCCACACGGGGGAGAGACCUUACAUAUGUGAUGUAUGUUGCAAGGGCUUCAGCCAGAGAUCACAUCUUGUAUAUCAUCAGAGAAUCCACACUGGAGGGAAUCUAUAGAAGUGUGUGAGAUAGCCUUUGGUUAGAUGUCCCGUCUCUGUCCAUUAGAAGUUCUCUGCUGGUAGCUGUGGAAAGCUCCUUCAGAACCCAGAAGCUUCGAGGGAUUGUGCCAGAAAAGCAGCUUUAUGAAAUGUGUUUUAAGAACUCAGUUGGGAGAUGAUUCUUUGUAAAAAUCAGAUUUCACAUAUAAGAGAAAACUGGUUUUCUAAAUGUGGUAAGUGGUUAAAGCAGAGUUUUGAAUGUCCCAGUUCUAAAGAUGAACACAACAGAAUCUUGUAUUUUAUUAGAGUCUAUGGAGAAGAGAGGGCUUAUAAAUGAAGAUUAUAUACAGGAUUCUAACAAAAGUAUGAUGGACAGAUGAAACUGAUGUCACCUAAAACAUAAGCUCCACAUGCGUGGGGUGUUUUUCACCACUGUUUCUUACCUUGUAGAACUGUUUGGCAUGUACUAGAUGACCAGCAAUUACUGAACAAAGUGAAGAAAAUCACUAUAGUCAGAACAAAUAUGUGAAAAUCUAGCCAGUUCCCUAUUAUAAAUUCAUCAUAGCAUAUUCAAAAUGAAUAUUAUGCUGCCAUCCACAAUAAUACAAACUAAUUUCAACAAGACUUCUGAAUGGCUCCCAUCCCCCGUUCAGCCUCAUUUCAUUGUUCAGUGUAUUAUCUGCGUGAAAAGUGUGCUAUUUAAUCAUUAGUUUGUAUUUUAUAGACUGAAAAGUACUGUUUUUUCCCCAUCUAAUUAUGGUGAAUUUAUAUAAUUGGAAAUUUUGAACCCUAAUUCAUUAAGGUACAGUUUUACUGUAACACUUUGAAAAUGUAAAAGUAGUUACUAAUGACAAAAAAUUUUAGUAAAGUUGAAUUGUUAAUAAUUGGUUUCUUAUUAUUUUUCUGCAAGCUGAGGUCAGAGUAUCUUUUCUAUGUAGUCUUUCUUCCAUUCACACCUCUUUAGUCAGGGGCUUUGCAGACUUCAAGGACAUUAAUUUUGUUACAUUCCACCCUCAUCUUGCUAAAGUAAGGAGGGAGGAAGCAGGACAAGAAACUUGAUUGAAAUUCAUUAAAUGUAACAAUUUAGAUUGUCAUUUUCACAGCAUUCUGUUUUCAACCACCUCUUUGGAGAAGUAAACAACAUUAGCUGGUCAAUAUGUAUCAAAACACCCUUUUACCUAGCAAUCCUAGCUUAGGAGAGUGUAGAAAAAGUGAGACAGAUCACACACUAAGAUGUUUAUAUUGAAUUUCUAAGAAAGGAAAUAGGGACUUCCGGCCAAGAUGGAGGCGUAGGUACAAACAUUGUGCCUCCUCGCACAACCAAGUUUAAAGACAACAAAGUUUUUGUAACAAAAAUGCAACCAAAACAGAGAAAAUUGAAAUGUAUGGAAGUCUGACAACAAUGAACCAUUCAGCCAGACUGAUAAAAGGGGUGGAGUCAGUGGCUGGCAGAGCAGGAUCACCAGGAAAAAUC